Molecule: messenger RNA, 6364 nt
Organism: Myripristis murdjan (pinecone soldierfish)
Lineage: Eukaryota; Metazoa; Chordata; Actinopteri; Holocentriformes; Holocentridae
Gene: col8a2
Product: collagen, type VIII, alpha 2
Exons: 5
Coding region: 654-2714 (686 amino acids)
Molecular function (GO): protein binding
Source: RefSeq, a predicted model, not a curated record
CGAGAGAGAGGGAGAAAUGUUUGAUGCGUCAUAGUUUGUAGUAGAGUUAGCUAAUGAAAAGAAAACAAACGUUUUUCGUUUUGAAUAGUUGUUAAAGAGAAUUUUCUGGGACAUAAUUGUCACUGUAAGUCCUGGAGUACAGCAAAUAUCGAGUUAUAGUUUGGUUUGCUGAUAUGCUGCUAUAUUGACAUCUCUGUGUUGAAGUGUGCUGGAGCUUGGAGUGGAAGUUGUUAGCAUCUUAUUACAUCUUGACUGUUGGUGCUCACAACUUGUAACCGCGAGGAGCCUGCCUGACAGCACCAGGAUGGAGAUAAACCCAGCCCGGCGUUUCGACAGAGAUAUGAGUUUUGCCUGGUUUGCUCUGCAGACACCAUUCUCCACAACAACAGAUAUCACUGGACCAUCAUAAGGAAGCUCCCAAGGGUUUGCCCAAGAGCACUCCUGUCCACUUUUUUGGCUGCAUGUUUGCUGAAUUUCUGGUGCCAUCACGUCCGAUGGGAGACAUGCGUGGCUGAAGGAAAGGAGGGAGGUAGAAGAGAGACCCACCUGAAGCUCACACCUACCGCCGCCCUCAUCCAGUCCACCCCUCCUGCCCCUCAACACCCCAAGGAAAGAAAGCUCUUUGUGUGUAACGUCUGGAGCCUGGAAGGCUGAUGAUCAUGCUGUUGGCUCCUGUCUGUGUGCUGCUCAUGCUAGGGGGGCGUGCUCUGGCUGGAGGAUACCCCCCUAUGCCCCAGAUGAAGUACAUGCAGCCCAUGAUGAAAGGGCCUAUAGGACCCCCAUUCCGAGAGGGCAAAGGACAUUACAUUGAUAUGCCACCCAUGAUGGAUGUGAAGGGGGAACCAGGCCCACAAGGGAAACCAGGGCCAAGAGGGCCCCCUGGGCCACCAGGACUCCCAGGAAAACCUGGACUGGGGAAACCAGGUCUCAAUGGUCAGCCAGGUCCUCAGGGGCCUCCAGGUUUUCCAGGAAUUGGGAAGCCUGGACUUCCAGGUCUCCCAGGAAAGAUUGGGCCAAAGGGGAUGCCAGGACUUAAGGGUGAAGUUGGUCCUCGUGGUGAACCAGGUCCUAGAGGUCUUCCAGGGCAGCCUGGCCUCCCUGGCCCAGCUGGCCUAUCUCUGAAUGGAAAACCUGGGAAUCCAGGCAUCAGAGGACCCCCGGGGACUCGUGGAGAACCUGGACUAAAAGGCGGUCCUGGUGCACCAGGUGAGCGUGGGCUAAAGGGUGAGAAUGGACAUGGGAAGCCAGGCCCUCCAGGUCUAAGGGGCCCUCCAGGGCUAAAGGGUAGUACAGGCCCACCAGGUAUGCCAGGUAUUGGUAAACCCGGAUCAAUUGGGCCGCCUGGACAGGUUGGUUCAAAAGGUGAUCAAGGACUCCCAGGGGACCAUGGAGAACCAGGGGAGGCUGGGCCCCCAGGUCCACCGGGUCCAUCAGGGCAAGUGGGGUUAGGGAAGCCUGGGCUAGAUGGUUUACCAGGAGCACCGGGUCCACUUGGGCCAAAGGGUGAGCCAGGGCCCAGGGGUUCUCCUGGAUUUCCUGGGGCUCCUGGCUAUGGAAAACCUGGUCUGAUUGGACCAAAGGGUGACAAGGGCCAUAGUGGGUUGCCUGGCCUUCCUGGGGACAAAGGAGAGCCAGGAAUGGAGGGCCCAGUCGGGGAGCCUGGCCUUGAUGGACAACCAGGGUCUUCAGGACCUCAAGGCCCCAUGGGACUUCCAGGAAAACAUGGACUACCUGGACUGAAAGGAGACUUGGGCCCCCAGGGGCCUCCAGGUUUGCCUGGCCUCAGAGGUGACCAAGGCCCUAGUGGGCUCCCUGGAAAACCUGGCAUCCCAGGGGAGAGGGGCAUCCCUGGUCCAGCUGGGUCUAUUGGAAAACCAGGAGCCAAAGGUGAAGGGGGGCAUAUUGGCCUACCUGGGAAUCCAGGGCUGACAGGUGCUCCAGGGCCUAAAGGUGAGACAGGGUUUAUGGGGGCUCCAGGACCCAGGGGUCAGUCUGGCAUCCCUGGUCUUCAAGGGCCUUUGGGUCCCAUGGGGCCACAGGGUGUCCCUGGACUGAAAGGUGAACCUGGACUGCCAGGGGUUCCAGGGCUAGGUAAGGUGGGAGAGAAGGGAGCUCCAGGUCCCCAGGGUCCACCAGGGAAACCAGGCACUUCUGGGCUUAAUGGCAACCCAGGUCCUCCUGGCCCUCCUGGGCCUCCAGGACCUCCAGGAAAUGGCCAUACAGUUGUUGCAGGGCCAACAGAUACACAGUUGGAAGGGGAUGAAAUUCCAAGAGACAGGAAGGGGCCUGUGUUUAGCCAAGGUGUACUCUCUGCCUCAGUAGCACCAGCCUUCACUGCCAUCCUCACCACACCUUUUCCUCCCUCUGGCAUGCCCAUCAAGUUCGACAGGACCCUGUAUAAUGGGCAAAAUGCCUACAACGCUGCUACUGGCAUGUUCACUGCUCCUCUGUCUGGUGUCUACUACUUUGCCUAUCACAUGCAUGUAAAGGGAACCAGCCUGUGGGUGGCACUGUACAAGAACAAUGUACCAGCCACCUACACCUAUGAUGAAUACAAAAAGGGUUACAUGGACCAAGCAUCUGGUAGUGCUGUGCUGGAGCUGAAGGAGGGUGACCAGGUAUGGGUCCAAAUGCCUUCAGAUCAGGCUAAUGGCCUCUAUUCCACCGAGUACAUCCACUCCUCCUUCUCAGGAUUCCUCCUUUGUCCCACAUAACCCUGUCCUUUCAUUCAUACAUGUCCAUGUGUUGGUGCCUACGAGCAGCCCUAAACCUAAAAUACCUGCAGCCAUAAUAGAAACAAAAACCCCAUAAAACGAUCAAUGUUAUUGUCAUCACCUUCAUCAGUGUCACCCUCAACAACAUCAGCAAAAGAAAGUAAAGAAAAAAACUUUGUGAAUGAAAAGAUGGAAAGCGUUCAAAGGCAGGGGAAGGAGUUUCAUGCUGUGUUCUGUAUUUUAUGUCUUUCAAAUGUCUGUUUUGGUUUGUGUUUUCAUGUUGAUGUGUUUUUUUAGCUUAUAUUAUUUUAAUUAUUAUAUUGUCAUAAUUUUAUUGUUAUUAUUUUGUCCUUGUCAUCAUUGUUGUUGUUGUUUAUUGGGUUCAGACUAUUAAGUGUCUUACUUUGCAAUGUGUAAGUAACAGACCUUCCCAUGUGACUGCACAUCCUGCCCAUAUGCUCUGACAUCAUUAGGAUGACAUCACCAGACCCUGGGGAGCUGAUUGGUUCCCCUGGCUGCAGUCACUUCUGGCACAAAACUCAUAUGUGUACUUAUUUAAAUAGUGAAAGAGGCAUAUUGACAUGAAAAGAGCAACAAUAUAAAAUGCAAAAUAUAUAGAGAUGCAGUAGCAUAACCAAGCCUUCAGUGUCACAGUACCUUUUUUUUCAGUUUACAAUUGUUUGACCCUUUUGGUAGAAUAAACAGAUCUUACAUUAAAUGUAUCAAUGGAAAUAAGCCUUUAUUCAUAAAGUGAGAUAUUUUUUCAACAUUUAGUUUGUAUAAGCAUCUCUUGGGGUGCUUGUUUCACUCUGAAUGUAAAAGUUGUCCAUUUAAAAUUAGUGGCUAAAGACAUAAAGACAUAAUUACAUCUUAUGCUCUAUAAUUGUGUAAAAUCCACAAAAAUAUUCAAGAAUGUAUGAGUAUGAAAAUAAUCUAACAGUAUUUGAACUAGUGAAAUCAAAUUGCCCUUUUGAAAAGCAUCAACAACAUCAUGCAAGGACAACGAUUUUUUUUUUUUAUUUUAUUUUUUUUUUACUUUCAGUACAAUAUUAAUUGAGGACGAUAUGUAUGCAUACAAUCAAUGUUUUUAUGCCAUAGAGUAGAUACUGAGAGCAACUGCAAAUGGACAGUUUGGAGCCAACUGUUGCUGUAUCAAUGGCCUGCUUUCUUGAAUCGAUCUAGUGGAUACUCCCAUUCCCCAUUUGCACUGCAAAUCCGAACAUGUCACAAUUACCCUUGUCAAUUAGCUCUGACCGUGACAUCACUGCUUUCUAAUGCUAUACUACCUGUUGAGAAAUCAAUAUAACAUACCAAGUGAACAAUCUACAUUAGAGCACACUUUAAAAGCCCCACCUUGAUCUCAUAAUGAAAAUAUGAAGUCUGUAAAUGUGCUGUAAAGUGGUUUAGAUUUGGGAAAUAGGGAGGCGAAUGGAUGAGAAAUACAACACCUUGCAAUCUUUCUUCCUUCAGUGCCAUUUUCCAUCUGACUUGUAGUUGGGAACAUGAGAGCCGUCUCAAGCAUUUGUAGAUCUGAAUGAAAAUACUUUCUAUGUAUUCCCAAAACACCACGUCAGUUUAGCUGAAUUAUUGAUUAGCUUAAUGGGACAUCCCUGGUAACAAAGACAGGAUGUUUUUGGAACUGAAUAAUGUCAAACCAUGCAGUAGGACAUGAGCAUCAAUAUUCAUUUACUCCAUGAAUAAGUAAAGGGACUGACUAAGGCCCACUGUUUUGAAAGACAGGUUGCAUAACAUUUAACAAACCCCUGCCAGAUUUCUGGGAUAGUUGGUGGGCUAGAGGUGAGACUGGUGUAUUUACUCAUUUCUGUUGGAUGAAACAUUAAAGAUACGCGCUGUAUGCGCAUGUGCUUGUAUGCUCUAUUACUACCAUUUUUCCUGGUUACUGUGUGUAUGUUGGUGUGUGUAUGUGUGAGUGUGUGUGUGUGUGUGUGUGUGUGUGUGUAAGGGGGGUGGGGGUCAUGAACACUUAGCAAGGAUAAUAAUAAACUUGAGCGAUGUUACAAAAGCUUUGGAAGAAUUUGCAAUCCAGUCAAUGUUCCACAUGUUUUGGCCUUCAUAGGGUUUAUAAGAACAUCCCAUAUAGCUUUACAUUACAACACUCCAACAGUGCCUUUUGCAAAGUAAGGGAACAAAUUAUGAAAUAGGUCAUAGAUGGAUAAAAUGAUAGCAGAAGAAUAAAGGAAGGAAAAUAAAACAACUGAUAAAAUUAAAUAUAAAGAGAACAUUUCUAGACAUUAAUUCCUGGCUACUGAGAAGGUUAUUUUUCAUAUUGGUCAAAUGAGUGGCAUACAGUGUAUUGUUGUGCACUAAUUCUUUGUUGAACCAAGUCACGAACAAAAGAGAGAUUGUAUCAAGUGAAAAAAAAAAAAAAAACUUUACACAGUGAUCUUUUAUCAAGGGCUGCAGUGACAGGAAAGUUAGAAGAGAGAAGGAAAGGAAAUCGGAGAAACGGUGAUAGACGUGGUUUUACAAUGAAAAUUUUGAAGUUAUGAUAUUGUCUGCUUUGCCUUUAGGUGUAUUAGUUCAGGAGGGAUUCCUACGUAAGUGGUUUUGCAUGGUAAAGGCACAUGGCUGACGAUAACAAAUGCCGCCAAAACACUUUCAUUACACUGAAUUUAGGACUACCUUAUGCCUUAAUGAUGGAAUGUCAAUGUACAGGAUUGUGCCAAACAUUGAUCUUCACAAUCAGAAUGAAUGUAUGCUGACUGACUGAUUUACAAUAGUAGCAAUAAAGUAACAACCGUACUGUCUCACUAUACAUAGAGAACAACAAUUCAAGUUGCUCUGGAAAAGCAGUCCUAAGAUAAGGCCUAAUCAGUAUUUUACAUCUAUGUAAUGCAAACAAUGCACUUGCUCUUGCCCUAUCUGUUUCAUAACAUAAAAACACCUACAAUCAUUUAUGUAUCAUUAUUGUUGUGAGUCUUCUAGAUGAUGCAAGGCUCGUUGUGUACUGUAUGUUGCAUUUUUUUUUAUGUGUCCUCCUUUUAGACAUUUGAAAUGGCGAUUUGAGUUACAUGUGGCUAUGACUCUGUCCUUGAUGUUUUCAUAGACAAUGUCACUUGCUUGCAGAGUUUGCCCUGUGUGCAAAUCAUUUAACAAGUGUCAGUAAGAUCCAUGUGCUGUCUCAAUCACAAAUUGCUUUUAAUUGUUUUAUAUUUUUCUUGAUAAAAAAAAAGAAAGGAAAAAAAAAAACUUGCUUCGGUUCUUAAGGGAUAUUUGUUUGUUUUAGUUACGAUAAAUACAAACGGCCAUUCCCAUUUGCACAUGAAAUUAAUGAAGAUGUAUUUAUACAUUUGUGAUAAUUUAAUAGGAAUGCCAAAACCGACCACCGAAGCCUAGAACGUAUAAAUGGUAUUUAACAGCAUUGAUGAGUUAAGAGCAUUUACAACAUGUAGUUAGCAUUCUAGAGUUGUUUGUGAAGGAUUAUUUGUGGACUUUUAUUUUCUAUUUGUGUAAUGUACAAUGUAUCAACUUAUAGGAUUUUUGUCUUAAUACAUGGCUAUUGCGUGCACUCUAUGCAAUAGAAUUUGGGUAUAAAAUGCACUCUUUUUGAUUGAAAAUGUUUUGUCAGCUUAUACAAAAUCUACAGUACUUGAUUGUAUUGAUACCACAUCAAUAAAUACUUUCUUGUA